Molecule: messenger RNA, 1506 nt
Organism: Suillus subalutaceus
Lineage: Eukaryota; Fungi; Basidiomycota; Agaricomycetes; Boletales; Suillaceae
Exons: 10
Coding region: 114-1124 (336 amino acids)
Cellular component (GO): cytosol
Molecular function (GO): 3'-5'-DNA exonuclease activity
Source: RefSeq, a predicted model, not a curated record
CGCUCGUCUCUAUCACUCGGCGAGCUCAGGGGUCUCCUGGCUCGUUCCCUUUACAACCUCACUACAACGGUAUCUAUAUAAACCUAUCCACGCUAGCUUCACCAGACAUAGACAUGCCUGUUACUGUUAUACCAUCGAAGCCAGUGCCCGCUGAGUUGUCGGGGACUUUUAGAUUCAUAGACAUCGGAGUUAAUCUCACCGAUGCUGUAUUUCAUGGCGUUCACCAUGGCAAAAAAAAACACGAAGACGAUUUUGAAGCAGUGCUGGACAGAUCGCGGUUAGCUGGUGUUCGAUCUAUGAUAAUCACAGGUGGAAGCCUUGGAGAAUCAAAAACUGCGCUGUCUCUUGCUGCUCAACAUGGUUUUUUUGCGACAGUAGGAUGUCAUCCAACCCGCUCAAAAGAAUUUGACGAGUACCCAGGCGGUCCAGAAGCCUACCUUCAGGCGCUGGACAGCCUAAUAAGUGCCAAUCUCCACGGUAAAGGCAGAGUUGUUGCUAUUGGCGAGUGUGGCUUGGAUUACGAUCGCACACACUUCGCACCGGAAGACGUACAGCGACGACACUUCCGGUCACAGCUAUUCCUCGCCAAAAAGUACAAGCUACCGCUGUUCCUCCAUUCCCGUGCAGCCCACAAAGACUUUGUGAGUAUCCUUCGUGACGAAGGUUUCGGAGAGGAUGGAGAGAGAAAGGGAGUUGUUCACAGUUUCACAGGGUCGGUUGAAGAGGUCGUCGAGCUCAUGGGCAUGGGCUUCCACAUAAGCGUCAAUGGGUGCUCCCUCAAAACAGAGCAAAACCUGCUAGCUGCAAAGGCAAUUCGACCGGACAAGCUUUUACUCGAGACAGAUGCUCCUUGGUGCUCCAUGACCUCAACACAUGCAUCAAAUACCUUACUAGCGACGCUUCCGGCGUCAUUAAAGUCAAAGUAUUUCCCUUCCGGCACUAAAUUGCCAUCGUUCGUGAUGGGCAGGCCGGUGAAAGGAAGAAACGAGCCCAGUGCGAUCGGAGGCGUUGCAUGGGUCAUACACAGGCUCAACGAAGAAAUCCCGUUCGAGAAAGUGACAGAAAAGGUGUACAAGAACACUAUUCAACUAUUUGGCCUAGAGGAACUUCAGAGACAAAAUUAGAGUUUUAGAGUCACAAAUUACAAUUUUUGGUUCCUUGUCAUACGCCGCUGAGCUAGGCUCCAUCCGAGUCCAUCGUCAAGCCAUGGGACGUCACCGAGGCAAGCUGGUGUAGUCUAACGACCCCGAGUAUGUGUCCAGGAUCUUGGCUGCAAGUACUUGCUGAUGGGUCGCAAAUGGCACCUACAAGAAUAUUUCGAUAGCUGCAAGGAUCUUUCGAGAAUCGAGUUCCUGCACUGCUAAGAUAGACCUCACUCAUACAAUGCAAUUUUGUUGAAAUGUCACGCUAGGGCACGUGAUGAACCGGUGUAUGAGUGAGGUCUAUCUUACUUUCAUUUGACAGGUCGCGCUUAAAGAUCGGAGCAACCUAGGGUCUGCAUGUGCC